AUGAAUGAAGAGUUUUGGCGAAGCCAGGGAUUGAACCACGGGCAUUGGGAUCUGCAGUUCAACGCCUUCACCGCUGGACCACCAAAUCCGCACAACAGUUUAGAGUUGUCAUUACAUACUUCAACCAACAGUGUGGCCAUACCACCUUCUAUAGACACUAUAGAUACUUCAGACACUAUUGACACGAUAGACACUAGAGACACUACAGACACUAUAGACACUUUAGACACUACAGACACUAUAGACACUAUAGACACUAUAGACACUAUAGACACUACAUACACUAUAGACACUACAGACACUACAGACACUACAGACACUAUAGACACUAUAGACACUACAUACACUAUAGACACUACAGACACUAUAGACACUAUAGACACUUUAGACACUAUAGACACUACAUACACUAUUGACACGAUAGACACUAGAGACACUAUAGACACUAUUGACACUACAAACACUAUAGACACUAUAGACACUAUAGACACUAUAGACACUAUAGACACUAUAGACACUAUAGACACUACAGACACUAUAGACACUAUAGACACUACAGCUUCUAUAGACACUAUAGAUACUUCAGACACUAUAGACACUAUAGACACUAUAGACACUGUAGACACUAUAGACACUACUUACACUAUAGACACUAUAGACACUAUAGACACUAUAGACACUAUAGACACUAUAGACACUAUAGACACUACAGACACUAUAGACACUAUAGACACUACAGACACUAUAGACACUACAGACACUAUAGACACUAUAGACACUACAGACACUACAGACACUAUAGACACUAUAGACACUAUAGACACUACAGACAUUUCAGACACUAUAGACACUAUAGACACUAUAGACACUAUAGAUACUACAGACAUUUCAGACACUAUAGACACUAUAGACACUAUAGACACUAUAGACACUACACACACUAUAGACACUAUGGACACUAUAGACACUAUAGACACUACAGACAUUUCAGACACUAUAGACACUAUAGACACUAUAGACACUAUAGACACUACAGACACUAUAGACACUAUAGACACUAUAGACACUACAGACAUUUCAGACACUAUAGACACUAUAGACACUAUAGACACUACAGACACUAUAGACACUAUAGACACUAUGGACAUUAUAGACACUAUAGACACUAUAGACACUAUAGACACUAUAGACACUACAGACACUACAGACACUAUAGACACUAUAGACACUAUAGACACUACAGACAUUUCAGACACUAUAGACACUAUAGACACUAUAGACACUAUAGACACUACAGACAUUUCAGACACUAUAGACACUAUAGACACUAUAGACACUAUAGACACUACAGACACUAUAGACACUAUGGACACUAUAGACACUAUGGACACUAUAGACACUACAGACACUAUAGACACUACAGACACUAUAGACACUAUAGACACUAUAGACACUAUAGACACUAUAGACACUACAGACACUAUAGACACUAUAGACACUAUAGACACUAUAGACACUAUAGACACUAUAGACACUAUAGACACUAUAGACACUACAGACACUAUAGACACUAUAGACACUACAGACACUAUAGACACUACAGACACUAUAGACACUACAGACAUUUCAGACACUAUAGACACUACAGACACUACAGACACUAUAGACACUACAGACACUAUAGACACUACAGACACUAUAGACACUACAGACACUAUAGACACUACAGACACUACAGACACUAUAGACACUACAGACACUACAGACACUAUAGACACUACAGACACUACAGACAUUUCAGACACUACAGACACUAUAGACAUUUCAGACACUAUAGACACUAUAGACACUAUAGACAAUACAGACACUACAGACACUAUAGACACUAUAGACACUACAGACACUACAGACACUACAGACACUACAGACACUAUAGACACUACAGACACUACAGACACUACAGGCACUACAGACACUAUAGACACUAUAGACAUUAUAGACACUACAGACACUAUAGACAUACGUACAUUAAAACUCAUUGGAUGA
Molecule: messenger RNA, 2046 nt
Organism: Mya arenaria
Lineage: Eukaryota; Metazoa; Mollusca; Bivalvia; Myida; Myidae
Product: dentin sialophosphoprotein-like
Exons: 2
Coding region: 1-2046 (681 amino acids)
Source: RefSeq, a predicted model, not a curated record